GAAGUUUGUUCGAAAAAAAAAUUAGAAAGAAAAAUUUUUUAAAAUUUAAUGAAUUCAAUCCUGAUCGUGUAAUAAAAACACAAUACAUUGUGCAGCAUACAAUCUCGUCUAUUAUUUCACGUUGACCAAACGAUAAACUCAGCAACCAUUAGCGGCUUAAAGAGAUUUCUUAAUUCUGCCUAUAAAUAUUUCGCCGGUAGCAGCGAAGACGAUAAUUAUAAACGAUCAACAUCAGUUUCACAGUCUGAAUAUCAGCAAAAAAAUCGUUCGGUUUUUCGUAAAUAUCGUCAAAUAAUGGCUUCCAUUAGCAAUUCAACAUCAUCAAUCUGUGGUAUCAGUAUUGGUACGGAAAAUUGUUAUGUAGCAGUUGCCCGGCAAGGUGGUAUCGAAAUUCUGCUUAAUGAAUAUUCUCAACGAUCAACACCUGCAUACAUUGGCUUCGGUGGUAAUCAACGUGAAUUGGGUGUUUCCGCUAAGCAAAAACAAAUGAUGAAUCUUAGUAACACUUGUUUUGCUCCGACAAAGAUCAUCGGAAAAAAAUAUCAUCAGGUCAAUCCUCAAGACUUUCCAUUUAAAAUUGAACCUGGACCUGAUGAUGAAAUUCUUGUUCGAGUUCAACAUGGCGAUGAACAGCUGUUGACUCCCACUCAAAUUGUGGCAAUGUUAUACACAAAAUUAAGGCAAAUAUCUGGCAAUCCUGUUGAUUGUGUUAUCAAUUGUCCUAAUUAUUUUGAUUUUCUACAACGACGCGCACUGUUGGAUGCUGCUCAGAUUGCCGGCUUGAAUCCAUUACGUGUCAUAUCUGACAUGACCGCUGUGGCACUCUAUUAUGGAUUCUAUAGAAGCUCGCCUACCGGUUCUGAUAUUUCCAUUGUUGGAUUUGUUGAUUGUGGACAAACAAGCUCACAAGCAGCCAUGGUUUUGUUCAAUCAUAAAGACAACUAUUUAAAAGUAUUGGAUGCUGAAUUCCUGGCCGAUGUCGGUGGUCGACAUUUUGAUGAAGCAUUGGCUAAUUAUUUUAUCGAAAAACAUUCUUUAAAAUUAAGUGAACGAUCACGUUAUCGUUUGAUUGUCGAAUGCGAAAAAUUGAAAAAAAAUUUAUCGGCUAAUCCAAAUGAAUUGCCCAUCAAUAUUGAAUGUUUGUACGAUGAAAAAGAUUUCAACAGCCGAAUCGAUCGUGCAACAUUCGAACAAAUUUCUCAGAAUCUGUUUGAAAAAAUUGCUUCAAUGUUGAAGAUGACUUAUGAACGAUCAGUUGAACGAUUCAUAAAAGAAUAUCAAGACAACUAUGGAGAUUUUCGUCUUGAUUCGGUUGAGGUUGUGGGUGGUACUAGUAGAAUUCCUGCCAUUAAAAAAAUGAUCAAAGAAUUCUGUGGAUUGGAACCAUCGACAACGCUAAAUGCAGAUGAAGCCGUUGCUCGUGGUUGUGCUUUACAAUGCGCUAUUCUUAGUCCAACAUUCAAAGUUGCACGUGAACUUCAUCUCAUCGAUUCUUUACCAUUUAGUGUCGAUUUUAAGUACGAAAUUCCCGGUAAAGAUGUAAAAGUCAUACCAGCAAUGAUUCCACGUGGACAUCCAUUUCCAUGCCCAAAACAGAUAACGAUCCCUUCACAAAAUUUACCCAUUACCCUCAGCUUUUAUUAUGAUAAUUUGCACCAAGAAAAGAUGUUUCUGGCACAAUAUCGAAUUUCGGAACCUCCUGGUUCAAAUGCAUUACAAUCGAUGUUAGAACAUAAAAGUCCAAUCAAGAUUCGUGUUCGUAUCAAUGCUAAUUGCACUCUCUCUAUUGGACCAGCAACAUUCUCUUAUGAAAAUCCUCAACAGACUAAUGAGCAGCAGCAAGACGAACCGAUGGAGCAACAACCUCAAAACAAUAAUAACGAUUCUGGAGAUGGUCAAAACAAAAUGGAAACUGAAACACAACAACAACAGACCAACGAUUCGCAACCUCAGCAAAAGCGAAAAAAACCAAAAACUACAACCAUAGACCUACUUGUUGAACCACUAUCCAUUGCAGGCUUGCUCCCAAAAGAGGUGAAAGAUCGCUUUAUCGAAUUUGAAUCGAAUCUGAUUUUGGCCGAUAAAAAUUGGAAGGAAAAAGCCGACGCUAGAAAUGCAUUGGAAGAAUUUAUUUAUGAAUGGCGUGAUCGUAUGGAAUCAGGUGAUUAUGAUCCAUUCAUUGAUCCAGCAACCAAACAACAAUUUCAACAACAAUUGGAGUCAAAUGAAAAAUGGCUUUACGAACAAGAUGAAAAGGAAGUGAUGCAUUCAAAAUCAGUGUAUGAUGAAAGAACGCAAAUGAUGGCUAAAUCGUUCGCUGAUUCCGUUAUAAUGCGUCGUAGAGAAUUCGAAAACCGGCCUCGUUGUCUUGAACAACUAGGACAUCAUUUACAGCAAGCACGAAAAAUUAUGGAAACAAAUGAUCUGAAUGACGACAAUGAUGAAAAGAAAAAAUUCUUCGAAGAAAUUGAAGAAAAACAGCAUUGGUUCGAUGAUGUAAGCGGAAAAUUGGCUUCAAUGAGAACCUAUGAUGAUCCACCAUUUACAUGUGAUGCUAUUCAAUCGCAAUCACAACAACUUGAUUCAUCGAUUCAACGUAUCCAUAAUAAUCGUAAACGCCGUGCUGAAGAACGUCGUAAAGCCGCGGAAAAGAAUGCUGAAAAAGAAAAGCAACAACAACAACAGCAAGCUCAACAAGAAGCAUCUGGGGAUAAACAACAAUCACCUCCAAUGGAUCAACAAGAACCAGCCAAAAUGGAUGUUGAUCCACAACCAGAACAAAAAUGAAGAAUUGAAUGUUAUUGACUCUUUACAUUAUUUUCUUUUUUUUCUAAGAAAAAAUCUAUUUUCAUUGUGGCCCAGUGUUUAAAAGUGAAACGGAGUUUUUUCUACGAUUCUAACAUCAAAAAAAAACUUUGAUGCAUUACUGAAUUGCCUAUUUUAUUCCCUUCCCAUUGUGUUAUGAAAUAUAUAAAUUGUGUAUAAUUCAAAAUGGAAUUAUAAAUUUUACUACCUA
This is a messenger RNA of Dermatophagoides farinae (American house dust mite), 3016 nucleotides long. RefSeq names its product heat shock protein 105 kDa. The record is from RefSeq and is a predicted model, not a curated record. Gene Ontology annotation, biological process: protein folding. NCBI's taxonomy places the organism in Eukaryota, Metazoa, Arthropoda, Arachnida, Sarcoptiformes, Pyroglyphidae. Gene Ontology annotation, molecular function: ATP binding; ATP-dependent protein folding chaperone. Gene Ontology annotation, cellular component: cytosol; nucleus.